AUUUGGUCCGGAUCCUGGCAACGCAUAAGUACCUCUUGAAGUUACAUUCGACUUCCCGUACGGUUUGCGACAGAAGCUAGUACUACAAGUGACAGGCUAACUGACUCCUCUCCCCUCGACCAUCAACAUCGACGGUCGUCGAUUUUGAUUCUCCCCUACGAGACGGUAUCCGAGACAUGGCAGCCACCGUGCAGGACAUGAUCAUGCUCUUGGGCGACUCGAUCACCCAAGGUGGAUGGGAGCCGCACGGGUUCGCGCAACAACUCGCAUACGUGUACAACAGGAAGCUGGACGUGAUCAACCGCGGCAUGUCCGGGUACAACACGGAAUGGAUCAUCCCCGUGCUCGAACAAUGCUUCGCAAAGAAGAACGAGCGCACGAACCUCCCCAACAUCCGCCUGCUCACGAUAUGGCUCGGUGCGAAUGAUGCCGCCCAGCUCCCGACGCGGCAGCAUGUCCCGCUCGACAAGUACCGCGCAAACCUGCGCACGCUCGUGCGCACCGUGACGUCCCCGGACUCGCCGCGCUACUCCCCCGAGGCGCGUGUGUUGCUGCUUACGCCCCCGCCCAUGAGCGAGACCAUGUGGGCGCGGCGCCAGGCGGCGAAGGUGCCCCCGCGCAUGCUCGAUCGCAAGUUCGACGUGACGAAGGCGUAUGCGGAGGCGGUAAGGGAGGUCGCGGGUGAGCUUGGAGUGCAUGUCGUGGAUGUGUGGACGGCGAUCUGGGAGAGGGCGGAUGAGAAGGAGGAGCGGCUGGCGGAGUAUUUGUCAGAUGGGCUGCAUUUGACCGAGAACGGGUACAAGGUCGUAUUCGAGAUUCUCAUGAAGGCUAUCACAACGCACUUCCCCGAGAUGGAUCCUGACAAACUGCAGCCCGUGUUCUCCUACUUCGACCAGAUAGAUGACGACGAUCCACGCUCGUCACUGCAGAGGCGAGAUGCUUUUGGGAUUUAAAGCACUUACUUACAGCGGCUUUCAGGUAGCGUGACGCUGUUGAGCAAUGGUAUAGAUUAAUAGAAGGAUAGAUGCAUGUCAGAGGUCGAUCUGCAUUGUAUUAACGACUCGAUCUCUAGUAGGACUGAUCCAUCGGGGACUAUCAAACUCAAGCGUCGGAAUGGCUCGAUCAGAGUCAAUGUAAACAACCGUACUUGACUAUGC
This is a messenger RNA of Rhodofomes roseus, 1157 nucleotides long. RefSeq names its product SGNH hydrolase-type esterase domain-containing protein. The coding region runs from base 177 to 953 and encodes 258 amino acids. Lineage: Eukaryota; Fungi; Basidiomycota; Agaricomycetes; Polyporales; Fomitopsidaceae. The transcript is spliced from 6 exons. The record is from RefSeq and is a predicted model, not a curated record.